GUCUUGUGUCCAGCAGGCGGCGCUGUUUACAUUCUGCAGCUGGGACUGAGGCUCGUCUGAUCUGCGGCUGCGCACAAAGAAUUGCGAUACCCAAACCCGGAUGUAACCAACGCCUAACCUGUCGGAGGAAGUACGAUGCAGACUAUAAAGUGUGUGGUGGUCGGAGACGGAGCUGUAGGUAAAACCUGCCUGCUGAUCUCCUACACAACCAACAAGUUCCCCUCAGAAUACGUCCCGACGGUGUUUGAUAACUAUGCAGUGACAGUGAUGAUCGGAGGAGAGCCGUAUACGCUCGGCCUGUUUGACACAGCAGGUCAGGAGGAUUAUGACAGACUGCGACCGCUCAGUUACCCUCAAACUGACGUCUUCCUCGUUUGUUUUUCUGUCGUCUCUCCAUCUUCAUUUGAAAACGUCAAGGAAAAGUGGGUUCCAGAGAUCUCCCACCACUGUCCCAGCACACCUUUCCUGCUGGUGGGAACUCAGAUGGACCUGAGAGACGACAGCAACACGGUGGAGAAACUGGCCAAGAACAAGCAGAGACCUCUGCAGCAGGAGAGCGGAGACAAACUGGCCCGGGAGCUGAAGGCGGUGAAAUACGUCGAGUGUUCUGCUCUCACACAGCGAGGACUGAAGAACGUGUUCGACGAGGCCAUCCUGGCAGCCCUGGAGCCUCCGGAGAUCAAACCCAAGAAGAAAUGCGUUCUGCUAUAGAACCCCGUCGGCCUCGGGUGGUUCUGAUCCGUUUGCAGAGAAAAGGACAAACCAAAGGGGAGGUUCACUGAGAUGUUCUGAUGGUGCCUUCAGGCUGCGCAAAUACAGUCGGUAUGUUCUCAAGCUUUUAGCCUGCAGUGUUCUGUUUAAGUUCUGGUGGGGCCGGACCCCCCUGCCUGUCACGGUUCUUCCAUUUUUUUAUAAGAAUCUUCCUCUGUAAAUUCUCCUGCUGUGUUUUUACUCUUCAUGUCAGUGGUUCUUUGGACCUUCAGAUCGAUAAUGAAGCUCAAGAGAUUAAAACCAAACGGCCACUUUCUGCGCCGAGGCCCAGUUUCACCACUAGAGCUGGAUCAGAACUUCUCUUUUACUCUUUUAUGUGUAUAUUGUAAGAAUUCUGUCGUGCUGUUUUGGGAAAUAUUAGAAUUUUUUAAGGUUUUUAUUUUUCACUUUGAAACUUGAGAUUUUUUUUAUUGCUGGACUUCCAACUCUCAGCGAUGGAUGAUAGAACAGAUCAAGGUGUAAUAUUUUAAUAGAGACGAUGAACUUUUCUAGGAAAUUUCUGGGUGUUUGUAAUCACAGGAUGUUUUUAAUAAAAUGGUUUAACUGAAAUGGAA
Molecule: messenger RNA, 1325 nt
Organism: Amphiprion ocellaris (clown anemonefish)
Lineage: Eukaryota; Metazoa; Chordata; Actinopteri; Pomacentridae
Gene: cdc42l
Product: cell division cycle 42, like
Exons: 6
Coding region: 136-711 (191 amino acids)
Biological process (GO): modification of synaptic structure; small GTPase-mediated signal transduction
Cellular component (GO): dendritic spine
Molecular function (GO): GTP binding; GTPase activity
Source: RefSeq, a predicted model, not a curated record